This is a messenger RNA of Malassezia pachydermatis, 1845 nucleotides long. RefSeq names its product Coronin like protein. The coding region runs from base 1 to 1845 and encodes 614 amino acids. Gene Ontology annotation, biological process: actin filament organization. The record is from RefSeq and is a predicted model, not a curated record. Lineage: Eukaryota; Fungi; Basidiomycota; Malasseziomycetes; Malasseziales; Malasseziaceae. Gene Ontology annotation, molecular function: actin filament binding. The transcript is spliced from 3 exons.
AUGAGUGGCAGAUUUGUACGAUCUUCCAAGUAUCGCCAUGUUUAUGGCAAUCCCGCGAAGAAGGAGGUGUCGUUUGACAAUGUCAAGGUACGUUUCCAACAAUGUACGUAUCCAAACCACGGCUUACCACAGGCAUGGGACACCAAUCUCCUGUCGUGUAGUGGCACGUUUGUGUCACUAAACUGGCAAGUGUCCGGUGGCGGCGCUUUUGCGCUUCUGCCACUGGACCAUCCAGGCAAGCUCCCCGACUUGUAUCCUUUGUGCCGCGGCCACACGUCGGCUGUGCUGGACACAGCGUUCAGCCCCUUUGACGAUGAAGUUCUUGUGAGUGGUGGCGACGAUGCACAGCUGUCUGUGUGGAAGGUGUCGCAAGACGAUAUUGUCUCGCGAUUAGAAUCGGCGAAAAAGACGGGUUCCAUGGAUGACAUCAAGCCGCAAGCUAGCUUUAACGCCGGUAAACGUCGUGUUGGUCAAGUGGAAUUCCAUCCCACCGCAGCGAAUGUGGUUGCUGCCGCUACUGGUGAUGUCGCCAUCAAGCUCUUUGACAUUGAAGCGCAAAAGGCUCGUGUAGAACUGCGUGGUUUUGGCGACGCAAUCCAGUCCAUGGCCUUUGACCAAACCGGCAGCUUGAUGGUAGCGACGUGUCGCGACCGUAAACUGCGCCUCUUUGAUACACGUGCGCCUGAUAACGUGCAAGUGGUAGACAGCCAUGGCGGCAUAAAAGGCGCUCGUGCUGUGUGGUGUGGUGAUAAGCCACGUAUUAUCACGACAGGCUUUAGCAAGAUGUCGGAGCGUCAGAUGUUUUUGUGGGAUGUGCAGCAACUCGCUAAGCCGAUCAAGACGGUGGCACUGGACAGCAGCAAUGGUAUUAUCAUGCCGUUCUGGAGCGACAACAACAUUGUGUUCCUGGCUGGCAAAGGUGAUGGUAACAUCCGCUACUAUGAGCUGGAGUCAGAUGAACUGCACUACCUAACAGAGUACAAGUCGAUCGAGCCACAAAGCGGAAUGACGUUCCUUCCACGUCGUGCGCUGAAUGUGAACGAGAAUGAGAUCGCGCGUGCGUACAAAGUGACCAGUGCCAUGGUCCAGCCGCUUUCGUUCUAUGUGCCUCGCAAGGCGGACUCGUUCCAAGCGGACAUUUUCCCUCCCGCGCCUUCCCUGGAGCCGGCUAUGACAGCGUCGGAGUUCUUUGAUGAGAAAAAGACACGCGUUCCCAACUUGAUGAAUUUUGAAACAAAACAGACGAUUGCCAGCUCAGAUGUGGCCCCAUUGUCAAUGGCUAGCACGGCUCUGUCUUCAGAGACGCCGAAAGAGGAAGUCUCCAAGACGGAUCCAGAAGCAAAGGAGGCAGCCAAGAGGGAACCAGAGGCCAAGAAAGAGGCAGCCAAAGUGAGCGAGAAGGAGCCAGAGGCAAAGAAGGAAGAAAAGGGGGAGCCCACGACUCAUCCGAAAGAGGAGACCACAGCGGCGCCGAAAGAAGACGCGAAGGCAGAACCGAAAGAGGAGGCUUCGCAGGCCAAGGGAGCGCCUAAGGACACCAUGCAAGAAGAGGCCAAGGACGUUCAGAAAGACGAAGGCACAGCGUUGAAGUCCAGCGAGCUGCCAACCACCUCGACAGGCGCGCCCAGCAAGGCGGCACCGGCUGCGGCGGCUGCCACUACGGUCACAGCCACCACAGCCACAUCGGCUUCCACGACCUCCAUGGCUGCGCUAGAGAAGGAGAUUCAGGCGCUCAAGACCCAAGUCGCUGAGCGUGAUACACGCAUCCGCGAACUGGAGAUGGAAAACCUGAAAUUGCGCACCAACCAGCAGCGCGUGAGGGACGUGCUGCUGAGUUCGACGUAG